GGUCAAAAUGGUGCUGCGGAGGCUUUUUUAUGUUUUGAUAAAUAACGCUCAAGUGGUGGAGAAGCUCUCGGAGUCUCGACCCAUCAGACGCGCGGCGCAGAUCACGGCCUUUGCCAUCACUAAAGCACAGAUCGCCGGGAAAGAAGCCUCGACCAAGCUGCUCAGAUCCGACACUGUUCGCCAGAUACGCGACGAGACGUCAAAGAUGCCCAGAAAUGUGGAAGAUUUCGGUCGGAGAGCUACUAGACUGCGGGACACGUUUGUGAAGGAGGUGAAAGAGGGCAUGAGAGACGCCAACAGACAGAUAAAAGACAGAAAGUGAAUGACUUAACCUUAUAUUAAUGGCGUUUUACGGUGCCAUUUGUGAAUAUGAGGACAGCGUCAUUAAAGACUCCGUUUAGAAAGUUAAACAUGUAACACUGGAGGUUUAUGGCACUCAAUAAACUAAAUUAAUAUCACUGUAAAGUCUGAAGAGUGCUGGUAAUGAUGCUUGGAAGUGCCUUGUUGUGAAAUAAAUGAAGGAUUUGGGAUUAGUUAUGUCAACUUAUUGACGACAUUAAAUGAAAACAUUUUAAACGUACAAUAAUUUUAUGAUCUCCACGAGGACGAAGCGCGAGAGCUCCAGGUCAAAGCAUGACGUGUAUGUGACAUAAGCAUGAUGUCUGACACAUGAUAUCUUAAGCUUUGUUAAACCAAAGGUAUAAAUAAAAGUAAAUGGAGUUUGUUACUAUAGAAUAAACGGUAUUUCUCACAGUGA
Cyprinus carpio (common carp) is the source of this 757-nucleotide messenger RNA. Its product is annotated as protein NCBP2AS2-like. The record is from RefSeq and is a predicted model, not a curated record. NCBI's taxonomy places the organism in Eukaryota, Metazoa, Chordata, Actinopteri, Cypriniformes, Cyprinidae.